Messenger RNA from Parnassius apollo (apollo), 1797 nucleotides. The record is from the annotation of a GenBank genome assembly. Lineage: Eukaryota; Metazoa; Arthropoda; Insecta; Lepidoptera; Papilionidae.
AUGACCGAUUGGCAGUUAGAAUGUACGGAGCUGAAACAAAGAGGUGCAUAUCUUUUGCAAUCUGGUCAAUGGUCAGACUGUACAUUUUUAGUCGGCACAGAACCCCAUCAAGUGGUUAUUGCUGGCCACAAAUUAAUUUUGGCGAUGUCUUCUCCCGUCUUUGAAGCUAUGUUUUAUGGUGGUAUGGCAGAGAGGAAUGAUCCAAUACCUAUUUUGGACGUGCAAAUUGAUGCCUUCAAAGCGCUUUUGGAAUAUAUGUACACUGGAAAUAUCAACAUAAGUUCUUUUGACAAAGCAUGUGAACUUUGUUAUGGAGCUAAAAAAUACAUGCUGCCGCAUCUUGUUAAGGAGUGUACAAGGUACCUUUGGUCAGAUCUAUAUCCAAAAAAUGCAUGCAGAGCAUAUGAGUUUGCAAGGUUGUUUGAAGAAAAUGUUCUCAUGGAAAAGUGCAUCCAGAUAAUUAGUACAAAUACCAAAGAGGUUUUAAAUGACAGUAGUUUUGAAGAUGUGGAACUGAAUACAGUGAUUACAGUAUUCUCCCUUGAUCAUCUCAAUGUGGACAGUGAGCUAGAUUUAUUUGAAGCAGCUGUGAGGUAUGCCAAAGCUUUGGAUAAGAGAGCAUCAGAAAGAAGUGUCAGCCCACCUACAGAGGUUGUUGAGAGACAGAAGAGUCCAGCACCUUCUACUUCAAAUGAUCAAAAUGCUAGUGCUGUAUCAAUUGAACAAAAAGUAGUAAAUGUGGACAGUAGUGCCGAAAACAGCCCUGAAGCAGUUACUGAGCCAUGCAGAAGUAAUGAACCUGAGCAAAAUGAAGCUGCCACUGAUGCAGUUCCCCAACCAGAGGAAGCAAAAAAAACAAAAGAUGACAAAGGAAAACCAACAGUACGCAGUGCAAUAGAGAAGAUUCGUUUUCUCACAUUAACCCCACAGCAAUUUGCUGAAGGGCCGGCCCGUUCGUCACUGCUGACAGAGUCUGAAGCCUUUGCAGUACUUAUGAAUAUCCUUUCAAGCAAUUCCGAUGUGCCUAUGCCCAGAGGAUUUUCUACUUGUAGAGUACCAAGGAAACAGCUGAUUGGUGGUGGACCUUCUUGUAAUAUGCCAACAUUUACAGUGGACACCCCCAGCCCUGUGUCAGUGGAGCAAGUAUGGCAAAUCAACCCCAAUCCAGUGUCGCACCCUUGCAAUAUAUAUCAACGACCGCCGCGUCACGACGGUGUCCGUCUAUCGUCAAUGGUACACAACCAGUCACACUCCGGUUUGGGUAUGGUCGAGCAGAUGGAGAGGCACAACUCGGACCUCAACAAGAUAUACUGCCAGCGCCCUAUUAUCCAUCAUACUGACUGUAUGAACACAAGUGUUCUAGAUUGUUCUGUUACAUUUAUGGUUGACAAGAAUAUUUGCCUCUGGGGAGUACAGGUGCCCACACAAGCGCCUAGUGAGGAAGCGGGGGGAAGUUCAGCGGGGACGUUGGUGGGGGCAGCGGGUAACACCAGCGGCUACUGCGAGCUACUGUACGCGCACCUGCUGGAUGCUGACGGUGCCCGCCUCACCUACACGCACUACCCCAGCAGAGUGCCCUACCGGCAUCUGCUCGACAUCAUGUUCAACCGCCCUGUCUAUAUACAGAGAAAUAAGGUGUACAAAGUGGGCAUCGUGUUUAACAAAGUGGGAUGGUACCCAAUGGGCCGUUGUGCCCAGCAAGUGGCCGCUGAGUCGGUCUUCUUCAACUUCGGUAUCGGUCAGAGCAGUGAUUCGGUGCGCGACGGACUCAUACGAUCAAUUAUAUUCACAUACUAA